This is a messenger RNA of Eimeria mitis, 996 nucleotides long. RefSeq lists its product as uncharacterized. Lineage: Eukaryota; Apicomplexa; Conoidasida; Eucoccidiorida; Eimeriidae. The record is from RefSeq and is a predicted model, not a curated record.
AUGGGGAACAUGGAGGCUGCACUUGACGUUGAUGAAGAUGGAACAGUGGAGCCAUUUGCAAAAGGCAUUGACUUAGGGAGUGCCGUUGGGAUCGGUGGCAAGCGCCUGAAUUCUCGAUCGAGUUCGCGUUUUAUUGCAGCUAUCGUGGCAAUUGCUGCCACAAUAUUCCUCAUAUACCAGUGUGCACUGCAUAUAGAAACCACAAAACUCAGGAAUAUUUCAUCGCGAAGACUCUCAGAUCAACCCAACAACUGCAGGGGCACUGCCGGGGGAAGUGAAGAUGCAACACAUCUGCAGCAGCGCGCACAAGAGCAGCACGGAGCCUCAGAUUCUGAUGGAAGAGGAGGAGCCACAGGGAUACUAGGGGAUAAUUUGCAGCACCUAAGUCUUCUUGCGGACAUAGACCCACCACCCUACGAAGCAAGCGGAUAUCGUGGGCCUGACGAAGGGAUAGGGCAAGUAAGCGGGCCCCACGACAGGGAUCCACCGCCUUACGGGCAGGGAGAUGCUGGCGAGGAAGCCGGACAUAGCCAUGGACCUGCGCAUGGGCCUUCACCACCUGCUGGAGCGGAGGGCGGCGGGGAAACGUCUGAAGAAAGCGGGAGUAGCCAGGAUCACCCGCUUGGGCCGCCACCCCCGUACGAGCCACCGGAUCCUCGGAGAUUUCCACAGGGGUUCCCGCACGGGGUCCCAUACACACACCCCCGUACGAGCCACCGGAUCCUCGGAGAUUUCCACAGGGGUUCCCGCACGGGGUCCCAUACACAUCCCCGCAAGAGCCUCCACCUCCUUACGAGCCGCGAGACUCUGAGUCCACUGCAGGAGGCGGAGAUGCCCGAGAUGAUCAGCCGGGACCCUCUCAGAGGGCAAUAUCUUGGCUUCGCGGAUUAUUCGGUGGACCGGUGUACGACUUCCCACGGAUCAACGACCCACGGGUACUUUCGUCAAUGCCAAAUCAUUGCGAACACAACUAGGAGAUCAGGGGUUAUGUAUUGA